AUGGCUCUGGUCCGCGCCGGCGACGCAGAAGGGCUGCGGGCCGCCCUCGCCGCCCUCGCCGCCGACGCCCGCGCCGACUUCCUCCGUGGUUCCCUGCCUCUACACGUGGCUGCGGAGAAUGGCCUGAGGGAGGUGGUGGAGACCCUGCUCAGCGGGGGCGCUGACCCCAACGCCAGGAAUGAAAUCGACAACACCGCCCUUCACUUCGCUGCCAGGAACGGACACCUUUCUGUCGUCCAAUUCCUGGCGGAGAAGGGCGGCGACCUCAACGCCAGAGACUGGCUUGAAUGGACCGCCCUUCACUUCGCUGCCAGGAACGGACACCUUUCUGUCGUCCAAUUCCUGGCGGAGAACGGCGGCGACCUCAACGCCAGAGACUGUAAUGAAUGGACCGCCCUUCACUUCGCUGCCAGGAACGGACACCUUUCUGUCGUCCAAUUCCUGGCGGAGAAGGGCGGCGACCUCAACGCCAGAGACCGUGAUGACGAGACCGCCCUUCACUUCGCUGCCAGGAACGGACACCUUUCUGUCGUCCAAUUCCUGGCGGAGAAGGGCGGCGACCUCAACGCCAGAAGCCGCUUGGGUCAACACCGAUGCAUUGGGCAGGUCGGAGUGGACAUUGGAGGACACUGGAAGCUCUCGCGGCGAGCGGGGCCGACGUGGACCCCGUCUGCAAUAAGGGCAACACGCCUCUCCACGACGCAGCUUCAAAUGGGAAGCUUCUGGCGGUGGGCGCCCUGAUUGGCCUCG
Molecule: messenger RNA, 750 nt
Organism: Penaeus vannamei (Pacific white shrimp)
Lineage: Eukaryota; Metazoa; Arthropoda; Malacostraca; Decapoda; Penaeidae
Source: RefSeq, a predicted model, not a curated record